Parascedosporium putredinis is the source of this 642-nucleotide messenger RNA. The record is from the annotation of a GenBank genome assembly. NCBI's taxonomy places the organism in Eukaryota, Fungi, Ascomycota, Sordariomycetes, Microascales, Microascaceae.
AUGAGGGACGAGGAGGACAAGCCGGCCAAGGCAGCGGAGCCCGCUCCAGAAAACGAUGGCUCGUACCGAUACCCUCGACCUGAGCCGGCAGCCAAGAUUGCGCGACGCGAUGGCGGCGAGGCGCAAGAUUCCAACGUUGCCGAGCCAGCACCAGCUGGCUCUGCCGCGGACACUAACCCGGACUCGCUAGCAGCAGCGCUGUCUCAGAUUCCGAUCGAGGUCGAAGAGGAUCCGUACAAGCCGCCGACGCACCUCGAGUUUGUCAAGAACAGGAUUGCGAAUGAAAAGAUUCCACCUGGAUUUUCCAAGAUUCCUUCCAAGCACUAUAUCCUCCGGCCCGAGGCGAUUGAGUCGGUCUGGUACAUGUACCGCAUCACGGGUGACCCGGUGUGGCAAGAGAAGGGUUGGCGCAUGUGGAAGUCGAUCAUCGAGGCGGUGCGGACUGAAGUCGGCCACAGCGCGAUCCACGACGUGCUCAUGGAGAAGUCACCGCAAAAGGACUCGAUGGAAAGUUUCUGGCUCGCAGAGACGCUCAAGUACUUUUACCUACUCUUCGCGACCCCCGACGUCUUGAGCCUGGAUGAGUGGGUUCUCAACACGGAGGCGCACCCGUUUAGGAGGCCUGACGCGAAGAAGGCGUAA